Molecule: messenger RNA, 3777 nt
Organism: Episyrphus balteatus (marmalade hoverfly)
Lineage: Eukaryota; Metazoa; Arthropoda; Insecta; Diptera; Syrphidae
Gene: eya
Product: developmental protein eyes absent
Exons: 5
Coding region: 1147-3540 (797 amino acids)
Biological process (GO): negative regulation of extrinsic apoptotic signaling pathway in absence of ligand; cell differentiation; multicellular organism development
Cellular component (GO): nucleus
Molecular function (GO): protein tyrosine phosphatase activity
Source: RefSeq, a predicted model, not a curated record
CCGACUCUGACAGCGCUACGCAGUGUGUGCGCUGCUGCUGACCACAGUAUAAUAUUGACUUGUGCUCUGCUGCUACUUACAAUACUCGGAGGCAGGCUUGACAGGAGGCUCUCACAUGCAAAAUCGCCCCAUUCGUGAUGCGGUCGGUCGUGUCGCAUAUAUACCUUUUACAAACACAUACAACAUAACCAUAAACCAAAACACAAUUUCCGCAGUUUGUGCUCAAUUGUUUCGCGUUUGUUCCGCUGAAUGGUGUUGUUCUCGCUUUGUGUGUUUUUUAAUUCGCAUGGCAUUUUUUUCCUUCUCUCUGUUUUUUGAUUAAUUAUUAUUAUAUUCAUCCCCAAGGAAUUAACAAUUUUUUUUGUUGUUGUUUGAAAUUUAUUAUAAUGUAUGUCAACAGUAUUAGGCUAAAUUAAUCAUCAAGAAUACCAUAAAAAAAAAAAAUUAAAAACAAUGACACACUUGUUCCUUUAUUUUGGACAAGAAACGAGGAAUUAGUUGUUAAUGACAUACCACAAUCAACUCAGUUUAAAAAAACAAAACGAUAUACCAAGUCGGCGUCAUCGGCAGUAUUGUCGACGGACAACUGGGUGACAAAUUGAGUGCUGCAUUUCAAAAUAUACGGAUCAUUUUUCAAACAGAACGGAAUUAAUAAAAACAAACGUAUCCAUUUUUUUGUGUGUGUGUCUUUUUUUCUACUGUCAGUUUUGUUACAUCAGAAAACAAAAAAAAAAAAGAGAAGUGCAUUUAAAUGUCAAAAGUGGGUCAUAAUUAUCUCAUAUUCUACUUAUGAUUUUUUUUGACGUUACAGAAUAAUGAAUUUGAUGUGCGUUCUAAUUUUUUUUUUCGGAAGUAUCGCUAAUAAUUCGGAAGUUCUAUUGAUUGACGGAUGUUUUUUUGACGUUUCACCGUCGGGAAAAUACUUGUAAGCAGUUAUAAAUAUGAUUUUGACAUGAGUUCUGUGUGUAGUUUUAGAACUGUUUGUUUAUAAUUUUUUACAAAAGUGAUACCAUUUUUUAUUCGGUAUUGUAAACAAAAAUCUACUACUUUUAUUUUAAAUUAAAUUGGUUUGUGUAGCGGUAUUGAUUUUAGGGGAUUGGAGGGUGUGUAUAGUGUAUAGGUGUUUGGUGACACCACCAGGAGAAUAUGUUGUAUAAUGUACCCUGUUUUAACAACUUUACAACACUGGAUUACUACAAGGUUAAACGUCCCAAGACAGAACAUUCGGAUUCUAAUGACAGAAGCAGACAAUGCAGUGGCCCAACAUCGUCACUCAACACUGGCCAAUGUAGUCCUUUAACGCUGUCACAUAGUUUACAAUCAUCAACAUUGAAUAACAACAACAACAACAAUAACAACAGUUGCAGCGGUUCCUCAUCCAACAGCCUAAUACAUCAUCCAACAUCCACAUUGGCUCUGUCUGCAACCGCUGUAUCACUGCCCACCUUUGCACAAUCAACUCCAAUUUCCUCCACAAUUUUACCCCCCUCAUCCCAUCCACAUUCACACUCCCAUUCCCAUUCACAUCAUCAACAACAGCAACAGCAGCAACAACAACAACAACAACAACAGCAACAACAGCUGUUAACUUCAUCAGUUGUAUCGCACAAUCUUGGACAACACGCGACAUCUCACCACAUAUCCACCUCUCAUGUAUCGAAUAGCUCAGGUUCACCGUUAGGCACGAACGGCGCAGGCGGUGGUGGCAGCAGUGGAAGUGGUGGUGGUCUGCACCUGUCAUCAAAUUCGGGUGAUGCUACAUCAUCAAGUCUAUCAUUACAUACGACAAGUUUGAAUCUCUCAUCGGCGUCACCCUCAGCGACGGGACAAGGCGGUGGUGGUGGUCGACUUGCAGCACACUCUGACCUGGGCAUGUCCCAUUGGCUAGCAGCAGCUGCCGCCGAAUCCAACAUAAGUGCCACCGUGAAAUCGGAGAAUCGAAGUCCCGGUCUGGACGCUGUUGGUCCAGGUGGCCUCUUGCCACCAACGGGAAGUAGUCAUCUCUCAGAGAGUACAGCUUCGUUGUUUUGUUCGAAUCCAAGUUCGGCUGAUUUUCGCCUUGACGGAAGUUCAAGUUCUACAGGCGUGCAGUCGGCGAAUUCGUCAACUUCAGCGAGUACCUACGAGACGAAGCAGGAGUACUACAAUUACUACAACAGCAUGCAGCAAUAUACCCCACCGUUUUAUCCAACAUAUGGUUCGCCGUACACAACUCGAGCGGCCACUAAAAUCGCUUCUCCAAAUGCCUACCUCACCUCUAGCUAUGCAGCUGCGGCAGCAAACAACAAUACCGCUUCCCAACUGUACCCUACCUAUGGCUACAAUAAUUUCCCCCAAUUCGGGACAGCAGCCCAGCAGGACUAUAGCGGGUAUUACAACGAUCAAUACAGCAAUUACUACAAUCACGCGGCUGCGGCGAAUUACUCUCCCUAUGCGGUGAGUUCGCCCGGAUCUAGUGCCAGUCAUGGAUUCCAUGUGGCAACUUCAAACCUCUCCGAAAGUCCCUCGGAUGGUCACUCGUCAACACCAAUUCUGACACACGCCCAUUCGCCGCAUUCUCCCCUACCCAUAUCGCCAAAUGCCCCCAUGCCCAAGACAACCCCGCCAACCGGAAAAAGUGGCACUGGUCGAGCGCGUGGGCGACGGCACGCGCAACCAUCUCCCACAAGAAGCACCACAUCCGAAACACCAAAUGCUGACACUGUGAAACCACCGGAACGAGUGUUCAUUUGGGAUCUUGACGAGACGAUAAUCAUCUUCCACACAUUGCUGUCGGGCUCCUAUGCUAAUCGGUAUUCCAAAGAUCAUAGUACUUUAAUGACUAUUGCUUUUAGAAUGGAAGAAAUGGUAUUUAACAUGGCCGAUUCACAUUUUUUCUUUAACGAAAUUGAAGAAUGUGAUCAAGUGCAUAUCGAUGAUGUGUCAUCGGAUGAUAAUGGACAGGAUUUGAGUAAUUAUAAUUUUGCAACAGAUGGAUUUCAUACGGGUGCUCCGGCGGGAGCACCACCAAAUCUGUGCCUGCCGACGGGAGUGCGUGGUGGUGUUGAUUGGAUGCGAAAGCUGGCCUUUCGCUAUAGGAAGAUCAAGGAGAUUUAUAAUACGUAUCGGGGAAAUGUGGGCGGUCUCCUUGGACAACCAAAACGUGAUACAUGGCUACAAAUUCGUUCUGAUAUCGAAAUUGCAACUGACAAUUGGGCAUCAUUGGCAACCAAAUGCCUAAAUAUGAUUUCGCAACGUGAAAAUUGUGUAAAUGUCCUGGUGACAUCAACACAACUAGCACCUGCCCUCGCCAAGGUCCUGCUCUUUGGAUUGGGACAAAUAUUUUCCAUUGAGAAUAUUUAUAGCGCACAUAAAAUUGGUCAAGAAACCUGUUAUGAAAGGAUAGUGACCCGAUUUGGUCGAAAAAGUACCUAUGUUGUGAUUGGCGAUGGCGCCGAAGAAGAGGCUGCAGCAAAAGCAAUGAAUUUUCCAUUUUGGCGAAUAUCAAGCCAUAGUGACAUUAGAGCGCUGUACACUGCCCUCGAUAUGGGAUUCUUAUGAAAAAUUAAUUUAUUUAUAUUUAAACAAAAAAACAAAACAAAAUUUUAUUUUUUUAUUUAAAAUUAUAAACAAAAAACUAAAGUUAUCGUACAUUAUACUCACCAAUGCAUUUAAAAAAAGCAGAAACAAAUAAAAUGGCAAAUUUUAUUUCUUUUGAAAACGCACGAAUGACAUAAUUUGAGAAGACUAUAUAACUUUAUACAUAAAAAAAAAAUACAAAAACAAAAAAAAAAACAA